GUUGAAACGCCUACGUGAGAGAGAAAGAGAGAAGAGUCCAUCAGAGUCGGUGAAGAAGAGGAAAGAAAACCCAAAUUGGAUGAGAUUUCGUUUAUUGUUACAGAGAGAGAGAACAAACGCAGAGCACUGUACGCACGCACAAGACACCUCCCCUCUCAAUCUCGUUUCUCGGGCCGUCUAUUAUUUACGUAUACCGAAGUCUUUUACUCUUUGUGGUUUAUAGUUCUUUUUUAAAUUUAGUUUUAGUCUGUCUUUGGUUUCGAGAGAGAGAGUUGCAGAGCUGAAAUCCCCGAAAGCCGAGAUGAAUGGAUUUUUCGGGUCUGACGGAGAUUUCAUGGAAAGCCCAGGAAAUUUAGGACAUAGCCUAUGGUUUUAAAAAGAUGGCCUUUUAAAGGUAGGCAAUAGGCAUUCAUGGGUUGAACUCGAAGAAUGAUGGGGAGUUGCAGCGAAGAGGAAGAGGAUAGAUUCUUUGACUCCCGGGAAGACCUUACGUCCUCCGAUUCCGGCUCGAAUUGCCAGGAAAAUUUUGAUUCAAAUCCCGGGUUUCUUGGUUUGGCCUCGGGUAGUUUCCUAUACCAUGUUUGGAUUCAGAACCCAGGAAGCAUUCACGAGCGCCGUAAGAAGUUCUUAAAAUGGAUGGGCUUAAGUUCAGAUCGGACUGUCAUGGAGGACUGUGGACAUCCCUCUACCAGCAACAUUGAAGUAGAGAUGGAUAGAAUUACAGAAAAUAGUGGGGCUGUGCUGAGGUACUCUGGCUUUGAAGAUCGGUUCUCAUCCAGUCGUUCUUCCAUAUCUUGUUGGUCUAAUGAAGCUUCAGAGUUGUCAGAAGAUGGAGUGUCUGAGGCAAAUUUAAUUUGUAGGAUCAAGAACUUGGAUGCUGGUACCGAGUUUAUCGUGGAUGAAUUGGGGCGGGAUGGUAUGCUGAGCAGGCUUAAUGAAAUGGGCUCAAAUCAGGUAGUUGCUGUAAAAGAGUUUCAGAGGGAUCUUGGGUUAUCCCCUCUGGCCCAGCACUUCAUGCGUAAAGAAGUUGCAGGAGCAACCAACUCCGCACAUAUGAUAAAGAGAGCAAAGAAUGGCUGGUUGAGGAGAUUAGGUGCUGUGGCUUGCAUUUUUGAUAAAGAGAAAGGUUGUAAUUUGGAGCCCAGGGAUCCUGAUUUGUCUUUUGGAGCAAGGGUUCAAAGAGUUAGGGUUCGUCCUUAUAGGAAGCGGUCAAAGGAAUUCUCUGCUCUUUAUAUGGGACAAGAGAUCCCGGCCCAUGAUGGUUCAAUAUUGACCAUGAAAUUCAGUCUUGAUGGAUGGUUUCUGGCAACGGCUGGUGAAGAUGGUGUUGUGCGUGUUUGGCAAGUAAUGGAAUAUGAGAGAACAAAUGAGGAUGAUAUUGCAGAUAUUGAUCCUUCGUAUGUAUACUAUAAGGUGAAUAGUUCAUCUGAAUUAGCUCCUCUUUUUCCUGAUAAAGAAAGAUUGGCUAAGCUUAAGAGUAUAGGUAGAAUGUCAGAAUCAGUUUGUGUCGUUUUACCUCGAAGAAUCUUUCGGUUAUCUGAGAAACCUCUGCACGAGUUCCAUGGGCAUAGUGGUGAGGUCUUGGAUCUAUCAUGGUCGAGUAAUAAGCAUCUACUGUCAUCCUCUGUUGAUAAAACUGUCCGCUUGUGGCAAAUGGGUUGCCACCACUGCCUUAAGGUUUUCUCCCAUAAUAACUAUGUGACAUGCGUUCAAUUCAACCCUGUCAAUGAUAAAUACUUCAUCAGUGGUUCAAUAGAUGGAAAGGUACGCAUUUGGGAAAUUCCACAUUGUCAAGUUGUUGAUUGGACUGAUGUACGAGAAAUAGUCACUGCUGUAUGUUAUCAGCCUGAUGGACAGGGAGGAAUUGUUGGCUCGAUGACAGGCAAUUGUCGCUUUUAUGAUGCAUCAGAUAAUCACUUACAACUAGUGAAGCAAAUAUGUUUACAGGGUAAAAAGAAAUCACCUGGCAAGAGGAUAACUGGCUUUCAGUUUUCCCCAAGUGAUCCAACCAAAUUAAUGGUCACUUCUGCUGAUUCACAAGUCCGAAUUCUUGAUGGAUUUGAUGUGAUCUUCAAGUACAGGGGCCUACGGAAUGCAGGAAGUCAGAUAUCUGCAUCUUUCACAUCUGAUGGGAAGCAUAUUGUUUCAGCAAGUGAGGAUUCUAACAUAUAUAUCUGGGACUACAUCAGUGAGGAUGGACCUGCUCCUUCCCAAGCAAAAAGCAUUUGGUCUUGUGAGCGCUUCAUCUCUGACAAUGCAUCUGUCGCAAUUCCUUGGUGUGGUGUUAUGUCAACCACAAUGGAAACUCAAUCAACCUUUCAAAUUCCAGAAAAAUCGGCAAUAAGUAGCCAAGGAAACAAAUGGCAACAUUACCCCUUGGAUUGGAACUCACAUAAUGUGUUGCCUCUGUCUUCACCUGAUCAUUUUUCUCCAAGUCAUGGGUUAUUCUCGGAGGCCUUACCCAAGGGUUCCGCAACGUGGCCAGAGGAAAAGCUUCCCACAUUGGGCUCAUUGACUGUGUCAUCUACAAUGUGUAAAUCUCAGUAUAAAUUUCUAAAGGCAUCUUGCCAGGGUGCACUCAGUUCUCAUGCAUGGGGUCUGGUGAUUGUUACUGCAGGCUGGGAUGGGCGGAUCCGAUCAUUCCAUAAUUAUGGAUUGCCUAUUCGUCUUUGACAAGCAACUGGUUCAGAAUAUGGUCUUAGAGAUGAUCAUUAUUGGGCAUUUGAACAUGCUUAGUGUUCCUCAAGUUGAAAUGGAUGUAGCAACAUCUUGUUGGUCUGGUCCAUGCAAAGAAUAUGGUUUGCAGCUUGUUAAAUCUGAAUGUGGGACCUAGAGCAUAUGAUUUUGGUUGGAUUGGCCACAAGUCUGAGUUUCAGCAGUGUCUACUGUUACAGAAGGUAUAGAUUCAUUAAUUUUUUAGCAUGUGCAGUGUGGAUAAAGUUUGAAAUUCUGGGUUCUCAGUUCUCUGAUGGCCCUCUUCUUACAUUUUGAAGUUGUAUCAUAAUCAAAUUACAUCAUGAAAGAUGACAACAUACAAGUGGUUGUGUACUACCACUACAAUCUAGCCCUGCAUGAACGAUUGGCAGGAGUUUGUUUAUCUGGAUUUUGGAUAUCCAGCUGAAUUAUACGAUUCUUUAAUUUUUUUUAUGAGAAGUUGAUGGUUACCUGCUUAUCAAAGA
This is a messenger RNA of Nelumbo nucifera (sacred lotus), 3179 nucleotides long. RefSeq lists its product as uncharacterized. Gene Ontology annotation, molecular function: protein binding. The record is from RefSeq and is a predicted model, not a curated record. Lineage: Eukaryota; Viridiplantae; Streptophyta; Magnoliopsida; Proteales; Nelumbonaceae.